This is a messenger RNA of Aureobasidium vineae, 453 nucleotides long. Lineage: Eukaryota; Fungi; Ascomycota; Dothideomycetes; Dothideales; Saccotheciaceae. The record is from the annotation of a GenBank genome assembly.
AUGGGUAUCUUUAGCAAGUUCGCAGCUGCAUUAGUAGCCAUUCCUUCUGCUGUACUCGGUGGCAUGACAACGUUCUUGUUCGCCUCUGUGGCGACUAGCGGUCUUCGUAUCAUCUCGACCGUCCCAUUCACUCGCCGUAACCGUUUCAUCCUCGCCGCAGCAUUCGCCCCUGGAUUCGGUGCUACUCUUGUCCCUACCUAUGUCUUCACAUACUCUGGUAGCAACCAAGCUCUGCAAGGCUUCUUCAAUGCUAUUGUACUGGUUAUGGAGGAGGGUUUCGCCCUCGCUGCCUUCAUUGCCCUCAUUCUCAACCUGAUACUGCCUGAAGAGAUGGAGGAUGAAGAUAUUCCCGAGUUGACUGCCAACAAUAUCGAUGCACCAGCAGACGAGGAAGAGUGGCGACACAUUAGAAGAGAAGACGAGAGUGAGAAGAUUUCGCCCGUCAAGAACUGA